AUUGAGAAUAGCGUUUUUGAGUUGAUGUGUGUAUUCAUAUUCCAAUAUUCUGUUGAAUUGGCCACCGUUUCUUCUGCAUAUUUCAAUUGUGUUUCUCGAACGGUGGCAUUCAAUGGUCGUUCUCUUUUUUUUUUUAUUACCGUGGCUUCCAAACAAAUAAAUUUGCCUUUUCUCUGUAGGUGAUCAGCAAAUAUGUUCGUCAAAAGUGCAAACUGAGCAGAAUACGCGGGUGCGAUAAUCCGGGAAACAAUAGUCUCGUAAACGUGGUCGCAGGGAUAUGCACGUGAAAUGAUUCGGCAGUCUUUUUAGAUUGCAUAAUCUGUUCAUGGCGUGUUCACCUCCUUGUUUUAUGGAAAAAAAACAAUGUAGUGAGCUGAGACUGUACAUAUUAUUUUAUGCAAUUCAAAGAAUCUAUGAUAAAAAAGAUUAUAAAGAGGUUCUCAGUAUCAGUGCAGUUUUUUUUAUUUAUUCGAGGCAAUUUUCCUUGGCACUUCGCUGUCAACGAAAAAGCGUAUUAUUACUGAAAAUGCAUGGUAUAGCCAAAUCUUGCAUUUUCAGUAAUAAUACGCUUGAAAAUAACAAUUCAAUUCUUUUGUACUUUAUUUCAAUACGAUAUAUUUAGUUGCGCUAAGCAUGGCUUCGUACGUAGGCCCAGGAUGUGCUCGGAAUACUCAUUUUCUGUUGGUUAUAUUACUGGGAUAUAUAUUGCAUGGAACAAUCGCACAUGAAGGAGAAGGUGCGGGAAAAGAAAUUUGGAAAAAAUGGUCCGAACAACCGGCUUUAGAACGUGAUAGAAUGUAUUAUGGACAAUUUCCCGAAAAUUUUAUGUGGGGAGCAGCUACCGCUGCAUAUCAAACUGAGGGAGCGUGGAACGAGGACGGUAAAGGCGAAAGCGUAUGGGAUCAUUACACGCAUAAUUCACCCUGUUGGUGGAUGCGGAACAUGACUGGAGAUAUUGCAUGCGACUCCUAUCAUCAGAUGGAUCAAGACGUCGAUGCAGCCGUACAACUUGGUCUUGGUUAUUAUAGAUUUUCUAUAGCUUGGACUCGUAUUGUUCCUGAUGGACGUAACGGCACAAAACCGAACAUGGCUGGAAUUAAAUUCUAUAACGAUACCAUUAACAAACUCUUAGCAGCUGGUGUCCAACCGCUUGUUACUUUGUUUCACUGGGAUACGCCACAAGUCCUUCAAGACGAAUUUGAGGGGUUUGGUAGCAGAAAUAUCGUAGAACAUUAUGCCUACUAUGCAGAUAUAUGUUUCAAAUAUUUUGGCGAUCGUGUGAAGCACUGGUAUACAUUCAAUGAGCCACUGACAUAUUGUUGGCUAGGACACGGCCUUGGUGUCAGUGCCCCGGGGAUGUUUAGAAUGGCAAAGGGUGCUUACGACUGUGGGCAUUACAUGCUUUUGGCUCACGCAACUGCGUAUCACAGAUAUCAGGAUGUGUACAAAGCUACUCAGAAUGGCACAGUAUCAAUUACAAUUAACGUGGAAUGGGCAGAACCUGAAGAUCCACAAGACCCAACAGACGUUGCAGCAGCAGAAAGAUACAUGCAGUUUAAAAUGGGAUGGUUUGCCCACCCUGUGUACGUCAACGGCGACUAUCCAGACAUUAUGAAAGAUCUUGUCAGGAAUAAAACUCAGAAUCAACCUUGCUAUGUUCACUUGGGAUCAAGGUUGCCAGAAUUCACAGAGGAAGAAAAAGCCUAUGUAAAAGGAACAUCUGAUUAUUUUUCAAUGCAAAUGUAUACCUCAAGAUACAUUCAUGAUAUCUACCCACCAGAUUGGUUCGUCGCAGCAAUCGCAGAUCGUAACAACCGACAAAUGUGCGAUCCGAGAUGGGUGCAGUCACCAGGUGCUGGAUGGCUUCGAGCAGUUCCUUGGGGUAUUCGUCGACUUCUAACCUACAUCAAAAAUGAAUAUACUUCAUUGCCAAUCAUGAUUACAGAGAAUGGUGUGGAUACAAACCUAGUUUAUGAUGAUUUUAAUCGGAUUAAUUAUUUCAAAACUCAUUUUAGUGAAUUGUUGAAAGCAAUACACAUUGAUGGAAUAGAUCUGUUUGGUUAUCUGGCUUGGACAUUGAUAGACAACUUUGAAUGGGCUCAAGGAUUUGGCCCAAAGUUUGGAGUUUUCUAUGUUGAUUUCGAGGAUCCUAAUAGACAACGCUACAAAAAAAGAUCCGUUGAUUGGUACAGAGAAGUAACAACAACAAACAGUCUGACAGAACCAGACAGAGAAAAAGUUUUUUACAGGGAAUUUCCGAAAAGUUUCGCUUGGGGAGUAACAACAAAUGCAUAUUCGAUUGAGGGUGGACAUGAUGCAGAUGGAAAGGGGGAAAGUAUUUGGGAUGAAUUCACUGACAGAAUAAUUGGUUCACCUAUAGUAGAUGGAUCAAAUGGAAAUGAUGCGGCAAAUAGUUACAAUAACAUUGAAAGAGAUUUGGAAAUUCUAAAAGAAUUGCGGGUGUCUCACUAUCAUUUCUCCAUCUCAUGGUCUCGGAUUUGGCCAGACAUAGGCUCAUCUGAAGUAAAUCAAGCUGGAAUAGAUUAUUACAACAAGCUGAUUGACGGCUUGAUUGCUUUAGGAAUUACGCCAGUUGUAUCUCUACAUCAUUGGGACCAGCCAACAAGUAUCAGCAACAUCGGAUGGAUAGAUACUAAUGUACACAAGUUAUUCCCUGAUUACGCAAGAGUGUGCUUCCAAAAUUUUGGAGACAGGGUAAAAAUGUGGAUCACACUUAGUUCACCACAGACAGAAGCAAGGAAAGGAUAUGAUACAGAAGAAUUUCCACCCCAGAUCAUUAACUUGUCAUACGAAGCAGCACACUACAUGAUUCUUGCACAUGCUAAAGCUUAUCACGUAUAUGAUGAAGAAUUUCGGGCAACUCAGAGGGGACAGAUUUCAAUAUCGAUGGAAUCAAUGUGGGGAGAACCCUUUGACAGAAAUAAUCAGAAUGAUGUAGAUGCAGCAGACAGAUUUAUGCAGUGGGAAAUGGGUUGGUUUAUGCAUCCUCUCAUCUAUGGUGAUUAUCCACUCAUAAUGAAGAAGAAAAUAUAUGAGAAGCGAAUGCAAGACAAUACUCCUGAAAGUUUCUUUCCACAAUUUACAGAAGAAGAAAAAGAAUUCAUCAAAGGAACUGUUGACUUUUUGGCACUAAACCAUUAUACAACCAACUAUAUCAGCCAAGGAGAUAUUUAUGGAAACAAGACAGCUCCAAUUCUGUCAGCUGAUGAAUGCAGAGAUAUUCCAACUGCUAUACCUGAAUUACCACCUCUACCAGAAAUACCAGAUUUGUCGUGUGCCAACGAGACAUUUCCGUUCCCACUACCGGGUGACAGUGAAUAUGAUGAGUGGGUCAAAUGGGCCAUUGAACAAAGCCCAGGACAUGGAAGCAAACAUCCGAAUGAAUACAAAGAAAAAGAUGCCACAACAAGAGCCAAUUUCGAACCAUACAUGGACAUAUUUAGAUCAUACGAUUGGGGAUGGCAAGUUGGGGUCGAAGAUCAAUAUGUUGUUCCAUGGGGUUUGAGAGAAAUAUUAAAAUGGAUGAAAGCUCAAUAUGGAGACCUGCCGAUUUAUAUAACUGCAAAUGGACUUUCUGAACCAAUAAAAGUUAAAGAAGUUUCAGACUGCAAUGAUGAAAGAAUUGGACACUAUGUUGUGGAACGUGAUGUUGGACUGGAUGACAGAGAGAGGGUGGAAUAUCACAGAGCUUAUAUUGACGAAGUAUUAAAAGCAAUACAUCUCGAUAAUGUUGAUGUUCGAGGAUAUUUUGCAGAUUCUCUGAUGGAUGGUUUUGAAUACUUAUCUGGUUACACAGAAAGAUUCGGUCUCUACAGAGUAAAUUUUGAUACAUAUGAAAGAACAGCUAAGAGUUCUGCACACUUUUAUGCAUCUCUGAUUCGAGAAAAUGGAAUUCAUGAACCAAAGCAUCAAUGCCAACCAGAUAAUGAAAGAGAUAGAAUGGUUUAUGGAAAAUUCCCUGAAGAUUUUGCGUGGUCAUCAGCAACAUCUGCUUAUCAAAUAGAAGGAGGAUGGAAUGCAAGUGAUAAAGGAUUGAGCAUUUGGGAUACUUUUGCUCAGGAAGGAGGCCAUGUGGCCAACAAUGACACUGGAGAUGUGGCUUGCGACAGCUAUAAUAAAUAUGAGACUGAUGUACAAAUGUUGAAAGACAUGUCAGUUGGUUACUAUCGUUUCUCAAUAUCAUGGCCAAGGGUAAUUCCUACAGGAGAAUUGGCAGCUAAUGGAAGUGGUUGGAGUCAAGCUGGAAUUGAUUAUUAUAAUAAAGUGAUUGAUGAACUGCUCGCUAACGACAUCACUCCUAUGGUGACACUUUAUCAUUGGGACCUACCUCAGGAUUUACAAGACAAAUAUGAUGGAUGGUUGGAUCAAACUGGUGCAAUUGAUGAUGCUUUUGAAGCAUAUGCAGAUCUGUGUUAUAAAUCAUUUGGAGACAGAGUCAAAUUCUGGAUUACUUUUAAUGAACCUUUCAUUGUUGCAUAUUUGGGAUAUGGAGUUGCCUCAUUUGCACCUGGACAUUAUGACGAAGCUAAGGGACAAUAUUAUGCAAGUCACAGUAUACUGAAGGCUCAUGCAAAAGCUUGGCAUAAGUAUGAUGACACAUACAGAGCUGAUCAGGGCGGUCAAUGUGGAAUUACAUUAAACUCAAACUGGGUUGAACCAAGAAUAGCUACUGAUCCAGAGUACAUUGCUGCUGCGGAAAGAAGUUUGGCAUUCAGUACUGGUUGGUGGGCUCAUCCAAUAUUUCUUACUGGAGAUUAUCCUGAAGUGAUGAGAGAGAAUGUUGCAAAAAGAAAUGAAUACUACAACAUUACAGAACCCAGGUUGUUAGAAUUCACAGAGGAAGAAAAACAAAUGAUAAAAGGAACUUCUGAUUUCUUUGGAUUGAAUCAUUACACAAGCAAUCUCAUUUUUCCGAAUUCAUAUUAUCCAGAAAAGGGUCCAACAUAUGAUUCAGAUCAAGAAGCAAGUGGUGAUGGAUGUGCUGAAUGGCCUGGAUCUGGAUCGGAUUGGUUAGUUCAGGUACCAUGGGGCAUAAGGAAGCUAUUGAAUUGGAUAAAAAGAACAUAUGGAGAUCCUGAUAUUUAUGUCACUGAAAAUGGAAUAUCAGAAAAGGAUCGAUUUGAGUUGAAUGAUGAAUUUCGAAUAACUUAUUACAAGAACUACAUUAAUGAAGUUUUCAAAGCUGCUACAAUUGAUGAUGUGAAAGUAAAAGGAUAUACAGCUUGGUCUCUUAUGGAUAACUUUGAGUGGGCAAUGGGUUAUACAGAACGUUUCGGAUUAUAUUAUGUCAACUUCUCUGAUCCAGCUAGGCCACGAACUCCAAAAGCUUCUGCAGAAUAUUACAAAAGUUUAGUUGAAUUCAAUGGAUUUGAAAGAGAUGCAACUGAACCAUGGACUUAUUUCUGGGGAAAGAGUGAUAUUGAUCAAGAGACAUUUUACUAUGAUCGAUUUCAAAAUGGUUUUAUUUGGGGAGCAAGUUCAUCAGCAUAUGGAGUUGAAGGUGCUUGGAACUUGGAAGGGAAAGGUGAAAACAUCUGGGACACGUUCACGCAUGCAAGUGAUUCCUCAAUCCCAAUCAGCGAGGAAAUGAACAGUACAUACAUUCCAUACAGUAUCCUGGAUGAUUAUUCAUCUCUUAAAACUGGUGAUAUAGCAUGUGACUCCUAUUACAAAGUGGAUCCUGAUAUACAGUUGUUGAAGGGUGUUGGAGUAUCACAUCACAAAUUCUCUAUCUCAUGGUCUCGUUUGUUCCCAACUGGAGAAGUAUCUGAGAAUGGAGUGAAUGCUGAUGGUCUGGAUUAUUACAAUAGGCUCAUUGAUGGAUUGCUGAAAAAUGGAAUACAUCCAGUAGCUACCAUCUAUCAUUAUGAUUUACCACAGUCUUUAGAAGAUCAAGGAGGAUGGUUAAAUGACAACAUUGUUACCUGGUUUAACUCAUAUGCUGACUACUGCUUCAAUAAAUUUGGUGAUAGAAUCAAAACAUGGAUUACGAUUCAUGAUCCUUACUCAGUGGCUUGGAAAGGUUAUGGAUCUGGAGAGCAUGCACCAGGAAAAUCCGAUGCUCCUGAUAGUGAUCCAUACGCUGUUGGAAAGAAUCUACUGCUAGCUCAUGCAGCUGCUUAUAAUACUUAUAACUCAACAUACAAGACAUUGCAAGGAGGCCGAGUUUCAAUUGCAUUAUCAACAGACUGGUUUGAACCGGUUGAUUCCAGUUCUAGUUCACCUAUGGAUAUUGAUGCUGCCAUGAGAGUUUCAGAUUUUAGACUUGGUUGGUUUGCCAACCCAAUAUUUGUUGAUGGGGAUUAUCCAACAAUCAUGAAGCAACAGAUGGAUACAGUCAGCCCUGGAAAUUUGCCAAAUUUAACCAGUAAUGUGCAAGGAACUGCUGAUUUCUUUCUCCUCAUCCCUGGAACUGCUUAUCUCGUUUCUGAUUUUGCACCACCUGGAGCUGUGGGUGUUUUAAAACAUCAGGAUGCCAGAUUCACUCAAGAUCCAAGUUGGAUGAAUGAUUUCCCAAAUGCAGCUUCUGAAUAUCGUGUUUCCUGGUCUAUAAGGAGAAUAUUAUAUCUUGUAUCAACCAAAUACUCUCAAAAUUUGCCAGUAUUUAUAGAUGAUUCAGGAUUCCAAACAUCGGAUAGCAUUCAAGAAAUUGAUGAUUAUGAAAGGGCUGAAUAUUAUCAAACUCAUAUUAGUGAAGUUCUCAAAGCCAAAUAUGAAGACUUGGUUAAUGUUGUUGGAUUUUUCACCCAUUUGAUGGAUUCAUUUGAAUGGGAAAAAGGUUUCACACAACGAUCAGGACUUUAUCACAUUCGUUUCAGCAACAUUUACAAACCAAGAACUGCAAAAACAUCUUCAAAGUCCUACAGUGAAAUUAUUCGGCAAAAUGGUUUCCGACUUCCUGCCACAGAUUCCUGGCAGUACGGAACAUUCCCAGAAGGUUUUGCAUGGGGUGUUUCUGACUCUGCCUUCUCAAUUGAAGGUUUUCCAAAUGCAGAGGGAAAAGAAGAAAGUAUGUGGGACAACUGGGUAACAGAUUAUGGAAAUGCAUCAGGAGUAUAUGCUCUCAGUCCUACAGAAUAUUCCGAAUAUGUUUAUAAAACCGGAGUUUCUCACUACAAAGUUUCAAUAUCAUGGCCUAGAAUACAAUCUGACCCAUUAGCAAUUGGCCAUUAUCAAGAUUUGUUUGCUGAACUCAAAAACAAUGGUACUUCAGUGGUCGCCGUAUUAUAUGACCAUGACAUGUUACAAAAUUUAUCAACUACGAACAAUGGAUGGGCUGAUGAAAGCAUCAUUGCAGAAUUUGCUGAUUAUGUAUCAGAUUGUAUCUUUAACCUUGGAGAAUAUGUGUCACAUUGGAUUACUUUUGCUAAUCCUUAUGAAGAGAUUAUCAAGGGUUACAAUGGUGACAUCUGGCCUCCUGGAUUGGUUGAUGAACGACUUGGUUUACAAGCUGCUCAUAACAUGUUAAGAGCUCAUGCUGAGGCUCACAAAAUACUCAAAGCUUCGCCUUUUUCCGGUACCCCGAUGAGUAUGUCUGUGCUUGUGGACUGGAAGGGUCCAAGCAAUCCCAAUAUUCAGCAAGAUAUUGAUGCAAGUGAAAACGCGAUGUUGGAAAGUGCUGCUUGGUUCCUAGAUCCGUUAAUAAAUGGAGAUUAUCCGCAAUAUCUUAAAGAUAAACAUGGAAGUGACUUGCCUGUGUUUACAGCAUCAGAAAGGGAUAACUUGGCUAUUGACUUCAUUGCAAUGGAACAUCAUACUACAUGGCUUAUUGAUUCACAAUCUGCACAAAGACAGUCUGCCACUGCCAUAAAUACAGCAUCUCCCGAAAUAAGAGUGAGUCCUAAUGGAAUGAGAAAGGCUUUGUCUUGGUUGAAAAAUCGAUAUAACAACAUGGAUAUUAUUGUAACAAGUAAUGGACUUCCAGAUGAAGCAAAUUCUGAUGUAACAGGAACUGAGCUGCAAGAUUACAGAUCAAACUACAUUAAUGAAGCUUUGAAAGCUUAUGUACAAGAUGGUGUCAGUGUCAAAGGAUAUUUCACUCGAUCUUUGUUUGAUGGUUAUGAAUGGGAUCUGAAAUAUACUGCAAGAUUUGGAUUGUUUCAUAUAGACUUUGACUCAGCUGAUUUUACAAAAACAGCAAAGUCAUAUAUUACGAGCUACAGAACGAUAAUAGAUAACAAUGGAUUUCCUAUCGAGACUUCUACUGGAGAUUAUGGUUUGCAACCAACAGAAGUUAUAUGGCAGGAACCUACGGAUUCAACAACAUCAAGAAAAAGUAGAGCCAUAAAAGAUCCAAUCACUGCUUCAACUGUCCCCUCUGAAGCAAGUGUGUCAGUGUGGAAGGACUUCAGUGGACAAUCACGUAGGGAAAGAGAUGAAUUUCAUUAUGGUGUUUUUCCAGAAGGUUUCAAAUGGAGCACAUCUACAUCAGCUUAUCAGAUUGAAGGAGGAUGGAAUUCAGAUGGCAAAGGACCAAACAUCUGGGAUACUUUUUCACACGAAAUCAAUAACACUGCAAAUAAUGAAACUGGAGAUAUUGCCUGUGAUAGUUACCAUAAAGUUGAAGAAGACAUUAACAUGGUCAAAUUAUUGGGAGUAAAUCAGUAUAGAUUCUCAUUAUCAUGGUCUCGUAUUUUCCCUGAUGGUGGAGUGGGAAAUGCUGGUGUGAACCAACCUGGUGUCGAUUAUUAUAAUAAACUUAUUGAUGGUCUGCUUGAAGCUGGAGUUGAACCGGUUGUGACACUCUACCAUUGGGAUCUUCCUCAGGCGUUAGAAGACAUUGGUGGACUGAGAAACGAAACUAUAAUAGAAUACUUCAAUGAUUAUGCUGAUUUUUGUUUCAAAACAUUUGGAGAUAGAGUUAAAUUCUGGAUAACAUUUAAUGAACCAUACGUCAUCUGUUGGCUCGGAUAUGGAAUAGGUGUAUUUGCUCCUGGAGAUAGCACUGCACCUGGUGAGAUGCCAUACAAAACAGCACAUAAUCUCAUCAAAGCCCAUGCUCGUGCAUUUCACACAUAUGAUGAGAAGUACAGAACAUCACAGAACGGAAAGUUAGGAAUGACUAUGAGUACAGAAUGGGCUGAACCUAAGGAUCCAUCUAACCCAGAUGAUGUUGCAGCAGCCGAUCGAUUUGUACAGUCUAUUCUUGGUUGGUUUGCGCAUCCCAUAUUCAAAAAUGGAGACUAUCCUGAUUCAUUGAAGUGGCAAGUUGGAAACAAGAGUGAACUAGCAGAUUUGCCUCAAUCUCGACUUCCUGCCUUUACUGAAGAGGAGAAAGCAAUGAUAGUUGGGACCUAUGAUUUCUUUGCAAUCAAUGGAUAUACAACCAGAAUCAUUAAUUAUGACUUGAAACCACUUAAAAUAGAAGGAAAAACUGGAUCAGAAGCUUACUCAUAUUCAGAUGACAGAGACUGUCAUGAAGAACCAGUACCGGGUGCCAUACAAGCUGUUCCUGAUUGGCUGCAAAUUGUUCCAUGGGGAAUGAGAAGAUUGUUAAACUGGAUUGAUCGUGAAUAUAAUCAUCCUCCUAUAUAUAUCACUGAGAAUGGUGUUGGAAUGGACGUGGCAACAACUGAUGAUCAAAUUAGAAUUAUGUUUUACAAAGCUUACAUUAAUGAAGCAUUAAAAGCUGCACUAAUAGACGGUGUGGACUUGCGGGGUUAUACAGCCUGGUCUUUGAUGGAUAACUUCGAAUGGGCAAGUGGAUAUGGUCCAAAAUUUGGUUUAUUCAAUGUCGAUUUCAACGAUCCUUCCAGACCUAGAACUCCAAAACGAUCUGCGACUUUUUACAAGGAAAUAAUACAAAAUAAUGGCUUCCCUGCAUUGGAUAGAGAUACUCCUAUUGUAGGCAAAUUUCCAGACAAUUUUAUAUGGGCAACAGCAACCUCAUCUUAUCAGAUUGAAGGUGCUUGGCGACAAGAUGGUAAAGGUCUCAGUAUUUGGGAUAGAACUUCACAUACACCAGGUCUUGUAGCCAGUGGAGACACUGGAGAUGUUGCGUGCGACAGUUAUAAUAAAAUUGAUGAGGAUGUUGCAAUCUUGAAAGAUAUUGGAGUCACUCAUUACAGGUUCAGUUUGUCUUGGCCUAGGAUACUUCCAACUGGAAAGUAUGAAUCGGAUGCUGACAUAAACUGGGAAGGUCUUCAGUAUUAUAAAAAUUUUACUAAUGCAUUGUUGGCUGCUGGUAUAGAGCCAAUGGUUACACUCUAUCAUUGGGAUCUACCAUUGCAACUAGAGGAAGAAUAUGGUGGCUGGUUGGGAGAAGAAAUUAUUGGAUGGUUCACGGAGUAUGCGCGAGUUUGCUAUCGCGAACUCGGCGAUAAAGUAAAACUGUGGAUUACUUUCAAUGAACCUUGGGUUUUCACAUAUCUUGGAUAUGGUGUGGCUGGUCAUUCACCAAAUAAAGCUGACAAUCCAGGUUUAGAUGAAUAUCUUGCUGCUCACAAUGUUAUUUUAUCUCAUGCUGAAGCUUACAAAUUGUAUCGUGCUGAGUUUGCUGCAGCCCAAAAAGGUCAAGUUGGAAUCACCCUCAACUGUGAUUACUCAGAAGCAAGAAACACAGAGAGUUGGUUAGAUCGAGAUGCAGCUGAAAGAACGUUACAAUUCUUUUUGGGUUGGUUCGCUCAUCCUGUAUAUGUUAAUGGGGAUUAUCCUGAAGUUAUGAAGACUCUCAUUGCUGCUAGGAGUGCUGCACAAGGCCUAGCGUCAUCAAGGUUGCCUGAAUUUACAGAGGAACAGAAAACUAGGAUUGCUGGAACAUUCGAUUUCUUUGGACUAAAUCAUUAUACAUCAACUUUGUCUUUCAACAAUUUUAUCCAAGAUUUAGCAGUGACUAGCUAUGAUUCUGAUAAGGAAGUCUCUACAAGUUCUGAUAUAACUUGGCCACAAGCACAAUCUGAAUGGCUUAAGGAGGUACCAUGGGGUCUCCGACGACUUCUUAACUGGAUCAAGAAAAAUUAUGGUGAUGUUCCAAUUUUGAUCACAGAAAAUGGUUUAUCAGAAGCCGGAUCUUCAGAAGAUCUGAAUGAUUGGUGGAGAAAAGAGUUUUACACACGAUAUAUUAAUGAAGUAUUGAAAGCCAUUAUUGACGAUGGAGUAAAUGUGAUUGGAUACACAGCUUGGUCUUUGAUGGACAACUUUGAAUGGGCGAUGGGUUACGAAGAGAGGUUUGGAAUUCACUGGGUCAAUUUUACUGACCCCAACAGACCAAGAAUACCAAAAGCAUCAGCUUCGUGCUUAAAAGAGUUAUUCACCAGAAAUGAAUUCCCCGCUGAGGGAUUGGAAAUGUGUAGAAAUGAUGAUACAGAACCAGUUACUGAACAACCAACAACCACUCCUGAAAUUACAGAUGAACCAACAGAACCACCAGUCACAGAACCACCAGAAACUGAAACACCACCUGAGACAGAGGAACCAGAAACAGAUCCACCAGAGACAGAACCCCCUGUAACAGAGGAACCGGGAAAUCCUGAAGAAAUCGCUCCUCCAUUUUUCCUUGGUACGUACAUGACGACUCAGGAUGCAGAAGCUGCUUUGAAUGCAAUGUUUGGUCUAACAAUUGCAUUUUUCUUGACUACAAUCGUUUCAGGUCUAUUCAUAUUCAAAUUAUUACGAACACCAGCAUCCAUGGCAAAGAAAUUGGCAGAUGACGUUGUGUUCACCAAUAAUGGAGUUGAGAAAGGAGAGAAAUCAAAAGAUAAUGAGUUGAAUCUUACUUCAUUGUAAAAUCUUCGGAGUUCAAAGGGAAAUUUUCAUAUUAAAUAAAAAACUUUUUGAAAUUGAUGGAUUUUUUUCUUUCAUUAAGUGCAAUUAAUUUUUUACAACUAUCGUAAUUAAGAUGUGUUUUUUGGGUAAUUUCAAAUAUUUGUAAAAAAUAGUACAAAGGUGCGAGAAAUGUUUCAAAAAUGAAUGUGAUGGAUUUUUUUGAUGUUUUCUUAUUGAUGACGAAUAUAGAUAACAAUAUCUCCUAAUUUGAACUCAGAAACGGUGCAAAAUUAUUUUAAUGGAAUCUUCUUGUAUAUAAGCUUUAAGCUUUGAUUAAUAUAAUAAUACUCAUUUUAGGUGAUAGAUUUUGAAGUUAAUUAUGUGUUGCCUUUUUCGUUAUUUGCACUGCUCGAAUCUUCAAGUUUAGGCAAUCUAUCAAUAAAAAUAAAUUUUAUAAAAUUC
Styela clava is the source of this 12186-nucleotide messenger RNA. The record is from RefSeq and is a predicted model, not a curated record. Lineage: Eukaryota; Metazoa; Chordata; Ascidiacea; Stolidobranchia; Styelidae.